This is a messenger RNA of Drosophila rhopaloa, 3445 nucleotides long. RefSeq lists its product as uncharacterized. Bases 107 to 3190 code for a protein of 1027 amino acids. Lineage: Eukaryota; Metazoa; Arthropoda; Insecta; Diptera; Drosophilidae. The record is from RefSeq and is a predicted model, not a curated record. The transcript is spliced from 2 exons.
CUCAAUCAACAUUUAUCAGAUGACAAAUUUGGAAAGAUAAAACGAAAUAGAAAAUAUUUUAAGGCUGAAGAUCAAAAAAUAUUGAUUCGUUUUGUUUGAAUCCAAGAUGGACUUACUAUCGAAACCAAUAAGCGAGAUAACCCCAGUAGCUCCAAUAGUUUGCAUUAACGACCCAGAUAAAAUCGAAGAGCAAAUAAAACUGGACAUCUGCGAUGGGAAUGAGUGCAAGUUGCUUCGCAGUGAUAUAGAAAUAAUGAAAGCCGAUUAUGACAACUGGGAUCACAUUUUUAAGGACAUGCGGAUGAAGGUGAACUUUGAGAUCAUUAUAUGGGAAAGGGCCUAUAAAGUCGUUUGCGAACUGCUGGAAGAAAACAAAGUCGAGGCGAAUGUUAUUAAAGGCGAACAUGUUCAGUAUGUGAGACUUACGCAUAAACCCAUCGAAUCGGUUUGUAUUAAAGAAGACACCAGAAAGGGUUUCACGAGCUUCACCUUGCCCCAAGCCUCUACCUGGAUUCAGAAGAAAAUCCUUGAUCUUAAGAUAUCAUUGGGGAAAGUAGAAAAUGAUCAGCAGUUUAUAAAUGCUCAAAGGGAGAGAAUCACCUCAAUAGAAUCGUGUUUAACGGAAAGGGAAAACUUGCUAGCUCAAAACAGCAUAGUUUUUGAAAAACUAAAAGAAAUUGAAGCUAAUUUAGACAAGGAACCCCAUGCGAUUUCUGUAGGCCAGCAGGAUUGGGACAAAGAAUUCAGGGAGUUUAUGUCCGAAGUUGAAAAGGAUAAUGCUGUACUAAGCCAAAUGACUGAUGAUAUUUUGCUUUUGUCGAAUAAACUUUCGGCUCUCCGGUCUGAAAAUUUAACGGAUUCCAUCGUCAAUGGUGUUAGAAAAGAAAUAAAUCAGCUUCUUUUGCGAUUGGGAGGGAACACACCAGCGAAGGCAGCUUAUGCACCUAAAACCCCGAUUAAAGUUCUUUCCAACAAUAAUAAUUCAAAUAAAAAUGAUUCAGGUGAAAAUAAUUCGAUUCAAAUCGAUUCCACUAAAAUUAAUAAAACAAUAACUCAUUCGAAAAAAAAUAAUUCUAAGCAUAUCGAUUUGGCUCAAAAAAGCUUAACUACGAAUAACACGAAUAAACUCGGUUCUGAAAAUACUUUGAUUAAAAAAUAUUUUACCAAAAUCCAUUCGACUGUAGAGUCGACUGAAAAUGAUUUAAACAAAAUAAAUUCCACCAGAAGCGAUACCACUAAAAUCGAAAAGUCUGAAAAUAACAUAAUUCAAGUUGAUUCCAUCGAAACUAAAUUAAAAAAGAGCGAUUCUUCUAAAAACGAUUCAAUAAAAUUCGAGUCGUUUAAAAAUCUUAAGAAAAAAAAAACAACUCAGUAUGCGACAAAAAUCGAUUCGACUGAAAAUGAUCCAAAUGAAAUCGGUUCUACUGAAAAUGAUUCCAUUAAAAUAGAUUUGGGUAAAAAUAUGUUAAAAGCAAAUUCGGAAGAAAAUAAUUCGGAUAAAAAAACUUAUACUGGAAAUAAUUUGUAUAAAGUUGAUUUCCCUAAAAAUGAUUUGACUGAUGAUGAUUUGAAUAAUAGCGUUUUAACUAAACAAAAAUCGAUAAAAAUAACGUCGAUUGAAAAAGAUUUAAGUUGCAUUAAUUCGGGUGAAAGUUAUUCCAUUAAAAUCAAUACGGAUGAAAAUGUAAUAAAAUUAAAUUCGGAAGAAAAUGGUUCAAAUAUAAAUAACUCUUCUGAAAGUAAAUUUGAUAAGGUCGUUUCCGCCGAAAAUACUUUGAGUGAUGAUGAUUUGUUUGAAAUCGAUUUGACUAAACAAGAAUCUAUACAAAAUGAGUCGGUUGAAAAAGAUUUAAGUUGCAUCGAUUCGCCUGAAAACAAUUUCAUUAACAUUAAAACGACUGAAAAAAGAUAUAUUAAAAAUGAUUCGACAGCAAAGGAUUUUAUUAAUAUCGAUUCUACUAAAUACUAUUCCUUUGAGAUAGACUCACCUAAAAAUGAUUGGGAAAGAAAACCAGACCAGCAUGAUACUGCGGACACAAAGACUAUCCAAGAUGAAAAGUUUUUAGAGAAAAAUAUAAAACAAAACCAAAAUGAUUUUUACCAAGAGGAAUGCAAGACAAAAUGUGAAGAUGAAACAAACAAUUACUUGCAAGGAAAAUAUAAAUCAAAUCGUAAAAAAGAUGAAUCCAAUAAAUAUUAUUGUCAGGAGGAAUGCAUACCAAGCUGUCCAGAUAAUACAAACAAUGGCAGCGGUGAUUCGAUUAUGAGUAAUCUUAAUGUUGAUGCAGAAAAUAAGAUUAAUCUCAGUCAAGCAUUUGAUAAUUCUUUACAAAAGUUGAUGGAAAUGCUGAGCUUGUACUCAGUUAAAUCUAUCGAAGGAAAUGAUUCUUCUACAAAUAAUUCCAAGAAAAUCGAUUGUUUUAAAAAAAUCGAUUCCACCGGAAAUGAUCUGGAUAAAAACGAUUUGAGUGAAAAUUGCCAAAAACCCCACUUUAAUGAAAAAGAAUUAAAUAAAAUUACUUCGACUAAAAAUGAUUCCAUUAAUUUAACUGAAAAUGAUUUGGAAACUAAAGCAGAUCUGUUUGCUAAUAAAAAGAUUCUUGAAAACCCGGUGAAGCAGCAGAAAAAAAAUUAUUUAGAUUAUUCCGAAAUGGGUACAAAAGGUGAAGUUGAUCUAUUCAAUGAAUUUCCUGAUUCUAAUGAUAAUUUUAAUUAUGAUGUACCAAAUAUAAAAAUGGAGGAAUCUAACAUUGAGCUUCAUCAAUUGGUGGAUAAUUCCCUACAAGAGUUGACAGAUCUUCUAAGCGAGCAUAAACUUGACGAUACAGAAAGUGAGAGUACCUCAAAAAUAUAUUCUGAGGAAUGUAAUACCAAUGACAUUGAUAUAAACAUUGAGUUUUGCUCAAAAACACCUAAAGAACAACAUAAACACAGUGAUGAGUAUUUAAAAGAUAUGAAAUUUCUUAUACAAUCUGAAGCACUUUCUGACGAAUUUAUUUUAAAGUACUCUAAAAAAUAUUUAGAAGAUGUUUCUCUACAAAAUCAAGGCGAACGUGAAGACGAUUUAACCUUAGUCAACGUUUCUCUAGAUAAAGUUUAUAAUAAGUUUGAACAUCCUGAAAAGCAGGGCGAAAUUGGUGACGACUCAACGAAACUUCAUACAUGUUAUAAUUUUGAUCAACCCGAAUAAAAAUAUGGAUUGGAAAGAGAUCAAGAUUCUUAUUCCAAAAUACUAUGCAGAUACUAAUGUGAGCAUCAUUCACCUGUAAAUGCAACCCGUUUUCUUAUGAUGCCCAAUUUUAUAAUUCCAUUACUAAUUUUGAACUUCCUGAAAAGCAAGACGACUCAUCACGACUUUAUAUAUUUUACUAUUUUCAUAGGCCCGUCUUAAAAUGUGGAUUGAAAAGCGAUUAAGAUAUUUCCAAAAAAAUAUGCAAAUAUGAAU